AUGAGGAUACAUUUAAUCUUUGCAUUGAUUCCGUGCUUCUCGGCUUCUUAUUCAUUCGAAGAAGAAUUUGGAAAAUCAUCGGCUUCGAGUGAUUUAUUGAACCCAGAAUUCUUGAUGAAAGUUCCUGAAUCAGGAAGAAUUGAGUUCUUCAGUAUUGUGGACAAUGAUAGAUUAUCUCAAUUUGAGAAGAGUACACUACUCACUAUUUGGUCUCAAGAAUUCAAUGUAACUAAUGAACACUAUGAAUGGGCAGAAAAAGUAAAAGAACAGAAGGAAUUCGUCAUGCAGAAUGUUCGUGCUGUGGUAGCAAAUAUUUCAGAUGUCUACUCUCAACUUGAUUCGAUUCUUGUGAAUAUUACAAUACCACGUAGAGAUCAACACUCACAGAUUGCCCGACUCGUUCAAACUUUCCCCAGGAGAGUACUGAGCAACAAUGACUCAUCUCCUCUCGCUGAUUUCUUUGAGAAUGUGUCGAGAAAGGAUAAAACUUCAUUUUUAAAUAUUGUUUCAAACGACAACAUCUCCUAUUAUGAACAGAAUCGACAACUGACACUGUGGGCGGAUCAAUUCAAUAUCACAAACAAGUUACACAACUGGAACGAACAAGUUCAAGAACAGAAAGAUAUUGUGCUAGAUAAUGUGAAAGCAGUUGUUGCCAACAUCUCGAACGUUUUCUAUCAACUGGAGGAUAUUCUCGUCAACACUACUUUGACACGUCGUGCUCAACACAGUCAAAUCGAUAGACUAGCUGAAACGUUCCCGAGAGAAGUCCGAGCUCUAUUCUUCAUUGCUCGUCACUACCGUCCAGAAAACACUUCGCCAAUUUUCGGAAAAGAAGCAGGAAACGGAGAAACAUCACAGAACCAGAUGACACCAUUUGGAUUUCCUGCUUUCAAAACAGAAGAUUAG
Caenorhabditis remanei is the source of this 909-nucleotide messenger RNA. RefSeq lists its product as uncharacterized. The coding region runs from base 1 to 909 and encodes 302 amino acids. The transcript has 5 exons. NCBI's taxonomy places the organism in Eukaryota, Metazoa, Nematoda, Chromadorea, Rhabditida, Rhabditidae. The record is from RefSeq and is a predicted model, not a curated record.